AUUACUGAAUCUACCUGAGCUACUUUGAUUCUAUGGAAUAAUGCUGAAAUUCCAGGAAACAGUUAAGCAUGGUACAUCAUUUAUACCUAUUUCUAUCCACUCAAAAACACUGAUUGCAGGAAGAUACAAUAUUUAUCAAAAACUUGGACGUGGAAGUUUUGGAACAGUUUAUCUGGUUUCUGACAAGAAAGCAAAAGAAGAACAGUUGAAAGUUUUGAAAGAAAUCUCUGUGGGGAAUCUUAAGCCCAAUGAAACAGUUGAAGCAAAUUUGGAAGCACAAUUGUUGUCCAGGCUAGACCAUCCAGCCAUUGUUAAAUUCUAUACAAGUUUUGUUGAAGGAGGGAGUUUUUGCAUCAUUACUGAAUACUGUGAGGGUCAAGACCUCGACUUUAAAAUUCAAGAGUACAAAAGAAGUGGCAAAGGAUUUCCUGAAAGUCAAAUAGUAGAAUGGUUUAUACAAUUAUUACUUGGAGUAAACUACCUACACGAAAGGCAAAUACUUCAUCGAGAUUUGAAAGCUAAGAAUAUUUUUUUGAAAAAUAAUCUGGUUAAAAUUGGGGACUUUGGAGUUUCUCGACUCUUGAUGGGAUCCUGCGAUUUAGCAACCACUUUCAUUGGGACACCUUUCUACAUGAGCCCAGAGGCAUUACAACACCAGGGUUAUGACACAAAAUCAGACAUUUGGUCACUUGGAUGCAUUUUGUAUGAAGUGUGUUGUUUGAAUCAUGCGUUUACUGGUCAUAGUUUUUUGUCUAUUGUUCUGAAAAUUGUAGAGAGCAAAACACCAUCUCUUCCAGACAAUUUUCCAAGAGAACUUGAUGCUGUCCUGCAUAGAAUGCUAAAUAAGGACCCUUCACUGAGGCCAUCAGCUGCAGAGAUUUUAAGAACUUCAUACAUUGAUGAUCAGUUACAGAUUAUGAAAUAUAAGCACACAAAUAUAAGCAUACCAAUUAAAAAGGAUUGGAUGUUGAAUUCCCAGGAAGAAGCUGAUCAUUUAAUAAGUGCUGUAAAGAAAAAGGUACAUCUCCAAACUCUAAGGACCAUAUCUGAAAUGCAGAAAAUGACACCACGCGAACGGAUGCGAUUGCGGAAAUUAACUUUAGCUGAUCAAACAGCACAGAAGCUGAAACAGUUGGCUGAAGAAAAAUAUCAAGAAAAUCUUAAAAGAAUGCAAGAACUUAGAUCCCGUAAUUUUCACCAAGUGAAUAUAGAUGUGCUUCAUGAAUCUGAUCAACACAGUUCAGAACGCCUCAUUAAAUCCCAGUCUGUCACUGCAUUGGACUAUUUUUCCCAAAGGGACAAUAAUACAAUAGGCAGACUUCAUGAAUCUAAUCCAGCAGAGCAUGAGUUCCCAGAGGAUCCUCUUACUGCAGAAGAAUAUUAUAAUGAUGCAUUUGAUUCCUGCUCAGAAACAAGUGAAGAAUCAGAUAGUGAACAGGAAGAAAAGAAUGCGUCACAGACAGUACGUAGAAUAUAUUCACAAGACAGUGAUAUCGAAGCAAUGGUCCAAUACAUGGAAAAUAUUGUAGAUAUCAAUUCUGGAGGAACUAGAAGUUUCACUGAAGUGACUCCAUUGGGACCUGUGAGAUUGAGAACACUCAAUAAUACUAUGGCAACAACCAAGCUGAAACAUAUGAAGGAGACAGCCAUUCAAAAAUUGGGAGCAGAAAUUUUUGAAAAAGUAUAUGAAUUCCUCCAACAAGCAAGACAGAGGAAAGCAAGUGAAGCUGAAGUCAAAGAAUACCUUGAAAAAUUGGUAUCUCGGGCAAGUGACUGCUUUGAGGUAGAUCAGCUUCUUUAUUUUGAAGACCAGCUACAAGUCUCGGAAGAUAUUUUGAGGAGUGAAAUCAUGGGGUUCUGGUCUUCCUCCAAACAUAGACUUGGAACUCUGACCCCACAAGAAGAAGAGCCAAGCCCAUUGGACAGCAACUAUGAGGACAACCCCUUGGCAAGUGGGAUGAUUGAGCCAUCACUGUGCCCAUAG
Molecule: messenger RNA, 1984 nt
Organism: Notechis scutatus (mainland tiger snake)
Lineage: Eukaryota; Metazoa; Chordata; Lepidosauria; Squamata; Elapidae
Source: RefSeq, a predicted model, not a curated record